This is a messenger RNA of Diatraea saccharalis (sugarcane borer), 552 nucleotides long. Lineage: Eukaryota; Metazoa; Arthropoda; Insecta; Lepidoptera; Crambidae. The record is from the annotation of a GenBank genome assembly.
AUGGGUACGAAGAAAACUAUAAAGAUCACGGUGGUCGGCGAUGGUAUGGUUGGCAAGACCUGCCUCUUGUACGUGUACACUAAGAACGAAUUCCCAGAGGAAUAUGUACCAACAGUAUUUGAUAACUACGUGGGCUACAUAACCGUCGACGGUGUAGAAGUAGAGAUGGCGUUAUGGGACACGGCGGGACAAGAAGAUUACGAGCGCUUAAGGCCAUUAUCUUAUAACUCGACUGGCUGCUUUUUAGUCUGCUACUCGGUUGGCAGUCGAUCCUCAUAUGAGAACGUAGUUCACAAGUGGUAUCCUGAACUAAAUCAUUUCAGCAGUUCUGUCCCUAUCGUACUAGUCGCCACGAAAACAGAUCUAAGGGCGUCCGGUAAAGCAGUUGUCACAACACAGGAAGGGAAGAAAUUGAAGAAGAAAAUACGUGCCGCCCGCCUGGUGGAAUGUUCGGCACUGGAAAGAGUUAACAUGAACGAAGUAUUCGAAGAGGCGGUCCGCGCCGCGCUACGGAAGAAGCCCGUCCCCAAACGCAGCUGUCAAUACCUUUGA